AUGAAAACUGGUGCAGCUUCUGUUCAUGUCAUUCUCUUGCUGCUGGUUCCUGUAGCAAGCUUGUGGUUAGACAGUACUGAAGGUGCUACCUGCAGGCCCAGUGGGAGAAUAAGGGGAGAAAAGCCUCCUCCAAGAAGAUGCAACAGAGAGAAUGAUUCUGAGUGUUGCAGAAGGGGAAGGUCUUACCCCACAUUCAAGUGUUCUCCACCUGUGUCUCACCACACAAAGGCAAUUCUAACACUGAAUAGCUUUGAGAAAGGUGGAGAUGGAGGAGGCCCUUCUGAAUGUGAUAACAAGUUUCACUCAGACAACACUCCAGUUGUGGCAUUAUCAACUGGAUGGUUCAAUGACAGAAAAAGGUGUCAUCACAACAUCACCAUCUUUGGAAAUGGAAGAAGGGUCCAUGCAGUUGUUGCCUCUCAAGCUGUUUGGAAGGCCUUGGGUGUUCCAAAAAGUCACUGGGGUGAAUUAAACAUUCACUGGUCUGAUCAGUGUCGCCCCAGUGGCAGAAUCAUAGGAAAGAAACCCCCACCAGGAGAAUGCAACCAAGAGAAUGAUUCAGAGUGUUGUGUGCAAGGCAAGGCCUACACAACAUUCAAAUGUUCUCCAGCAGUGUCGAGCAACACCAAGGCACAACUCACUCUCAACAGUUUUGAAAAGGGUGGAGAUGGAGGAGGGCCUUCAGCAUGUGACAACAAGUACCAUUCUGAUGACACACCAGUGGUUGCACUCUCCACUGGAUGGUUUAACAACAUGAGUAGGUGCCUCCACAAUGUUACCAUCUCUGCAAAUGGGAGAAGUGUUGUGGCCAUGGUGGUUGAUGAGUGUGACUCCACCAUGGGAUGUGAUGAAGACCAUGAUUAUCAACCUCCUUGUCCCAACAACAUUGUUGAUGCCUCCAAGGCUGUCUGGAAAGCCUUAGGUGUUCCUCACAAUCAGUGGGGGGGAUUGCAAAUUACAUGGGCUGAUGCUUAAUGUAAUGCUGUAAUACUAUUACAUGCCUUCUAUCUUUCUGCUUUCUGUGUUGUGCUGUGUUUGUUUGUAUUGUGCCAUUGAAAAAUAGAGUUAUAUUCAUUCUAAUAUACAUAUAUAGAAUGGACCACAUGCUUUUUUUUAGCAGAUUUUAUAUAUAUUUGAGACAAAUUAUAUGUACAUGUAAAAUCCAAUCCAGAUAAAAACUAAAUAACACAGCAGAAUUCACUGAGAAAAGGCUCAAAUUCACUGACUAUAUAUGUCACAAUGACCCUAGUAAUAUAAAACCAGGAAAACAAGAAGAAAAAAA
Molecule: messenger RNA, 1282 nt
Organism: Vigna unguiculata (cowpea)
Lineage: Eukaryota; Viridiplantae; Streptophyta; Magnoliopsida; Fabales; Fabaceae
Source: RefSeq, a predicted model, not a curated record